UCGAUGUGAUCGAUAAAAUUUCAGUGAUUUCGUCUGAAAGGCGGAAUUUCACUAAUGCGCUGGCGUUUGGAAGAAAACAUGUUGAUAAGAUUGAUAUCGACCGCUUGAUUUACGUGUCAUUGUGACUAUGUACUUGUCCGGUCAACCAUGUUGUAGAUGUGACCAUGUGGUACGUCAUGUGAACGGACUGUUUGGAUCUGUGCAUGUCAAAUUGUGCUCGUUUCAAGAGUUUUCGAGCCGUUUAUUUUGAAUGUUACAAUAACUAGUACAGAAAAAGCAUCAUAAUGAGGCCCUCCCAGGACUCCGGGGCUCCGAGUCAGAGUUGCUCGUGUACUACUUGUACGUAUAAAAGUGAAUCUGAAAACCCAUCUAUCAAACGAAUCAUAGCAGGAGGAUCGAGAAUCGAUAAACUUUAUUACGGUAAAUAUAUACCGCUAAGAGAGCGAAAGUUGUUAGAUAAAUUAGUCAGAACAAGAGCUGUCUACGACGAUAUCAGGAAUCAACUUUUGUCCGAAAGUGAUGUCAGUAUUAAAGAAAAAGCCAACUUGAAACCGAGAAAACACGUACAGGCGCACCCUAUGGCGGCUACUGAUAAGAGCAGUGCGAUUUUAGAGCUCGUUGAUCUUGUUGAUAAAGGGAAUGUGAGCGGCGGGAAAAAACUGAGCGAAUGCUGUAGUUGCUGCAUCUGCGGUUCCAAACAAGCCCACACCCAUGAGCACACGUCACACAUGCGUCGCCAUAGACAUGCUCAUGGGAAAGCUCACGGUGGUGCUUACACUACGUCAAGAACAAGCAUGAUCCGCAAGAAAAUGGGAGAAGUAAAAAGGAGUGUUAGGUUCAAAGCAAAGUCCAUUAGAUCUGCACCAUGCACAUGUGCAUCUAAAGUCGGCGGCAUGAUUAAACGCCAGUCACAAGAAAUCAUUAAACGAUUAAGACCUGAAGGUUCAAAAGCUAUGCUGGAACAGACUGCGAUAGAGUCUUAUGAACGAACCGCCGGGGGACAGAAGAAGCAAAAAAUAAUGCAAAAAACUUACCAAAAAAUUAGAAGAUCUAAAACCAACUUAAUGGAGAGUAUGGGGGAAGGAGCUAGAAAAUUAAGAGAAUCACAAACAAAAGUAAAAGAACACUUUGGAGCUGAAGCCAAGAAAUCAUUGGAAAGAAUGAAACAUGCAAAACAUAGAGCCAAAGAAAACGUUAAAACUGUUAUUAGAAAAUCUAUGCGUAGAAGGCAACCGCCAUCUGAAGAGUUGAAUUUCGACGAAUUAGAUUUUCCAAUUCCAAAAAAAGAUUCGAUAGCAAAAUUCAAAGAAAGGCUUCAAAGAAAAAAACACGAUCGUGAUUACCACGCAUGCGAACAUGAGUGUGUUGCUGACGAAUGCGUACCUGAGAAUUGCUUUAAAAUUAUAAAGUUGCGAAGAAUUCGACGAGAAAAGAAAGAGAAAGUAAAGCAGGAUAAGUUUGGCGUUGAAAAAAAUGUAAGUGUGUCAUCAGGUGCAUCAAGUGUAGGUUUACAAGCUCAACAACAAGGAGUAGGUGUGACCACAGAAACAGAGCGCACCAAAAAACAAGCAAUCAAAAAGAAGCGACCUUCAGCGGAGCCGCGAAUUAGUGUAGAUCUUGGCAUCAAAAAGACAGGCAUUGAACCUCGUGUAACUGUUACAAAAUCUAGAAAAGUAAAAGAAAACGAAAUGUGCGCUUGUCAGGAAGCACAUUCUAAAGUACCUCCAAAGGAAACUAAAUCGGAUAAAUCUACGACAAGCCUACCACCUGUGGCCUCGAAACCUAAAAAAGGCCAACAGGCAAGUUCGUCUGUUAGUUUAGGAAUAGAGAUUCGUAAAGGCAAAGCUAGAAAAACAUCACAAAAGCAAUCGGAAGUGUCUGGCCAUAUACACAUGAAGAAACAAGGUCGAACUCGACACGCUAAAUUAGGAUCAGAACUAGAAAAAUCCUCACAAACAAAACUGACAUCUUCAAAACGUGAGGCCCGUGCUGGAAGUCAUGCUCUUAAAAGAUGUUUCUGUACUUUGAAGUUAAAAGGAAAAGGAAACCGAUACAGACCGGCAUUAUCUUCUUCAAAACAUACGACGACUGCAACACAGUCAAAAACUUCAACACGCAAAUUAGACCAAAUGGAUAGGAAUGUUGAAGAGCGUGUGCAAACUAAAAAACUAAAUCGUCAGGUCGCCAGAGAACCUGGAAGGGGAAUCACCACAGGAGUAGGUGUUAAACCAAAGCAAAAAUCAGUUUCGAGUUUGACAUCAAAAUCUUUAAGCACAGGCUCUGUAGCUAAUUCACCUAAAAAAAUGGAUAAAACUGAAAAACGUACAUCGUCUUCUACUCGUGCGCUGGAACAAGUAGAAAAUAAUGAAUCUCAAAGACAAAUAGUACGUGUGGGCUCUUCAUUCAGCUUCAGUAUAGAAUUUUAUAAGGAUAAACCUAAAGAUGAAAUAUUGGAGCAGACUCAGGAGAAAGUUGUCGAAGAUCGAGUGAAGAAACAUACUAGAGGUACUGGUAAAAGAAAACGUUUACGCCAUAGACAUUCACAAAUCAGUAGUUCAACGGGAAAAUCGAAAUACACACUGACAAAACACAGUUUGCGUAGAUGUUUUUGUACAUUGAAAUUAGCCAACGCGGGCAAAAAGAAGAUGAAAACGUCACGUUCCCAAGGAAGUGCUACGUCUCCCUAUACUCCAGAUAUACCUGUUAGUGUCAAUAGAGCCAUUGCAACAGAUAAACAUAAACUAUUACCAUACGAAUGUGAACCAGGUAUUUGUGUCCCAGAUGAGUGCGAUCCUUAUGAAUGUCAAAAACUAAUAAAUAAAAGACAGAUGAAACAUGACACCAAACAGUCCAAUACCGACUAUCGAAAAACUAAAUCAACAUCUAGUUUGACUUCAAGAUCUAUACCUAAUAAAACGAAAAAAGUACAAUCUACUACGGCGACAUACGAGUCUCCCAGUAAAAAACAUAAAGAAAAAGGAAAGGCUCUAAGGCGGAUUCGAACAACUCCCAGUAGCCCUGAACGUCAAGUGGUAAGGAUAUCGUCUAGUUUCAGUUUUAACGUAGAAUUUUACAAAGAUAAUAAUGACAAAGCAUCCGUUGCUCCAAUUGACGAGGGUCCCAAAGAACGGCCAUCUAAAUCGUCGGAAAUAACAAAAACCAAUAAAGAUAGGGGUCAUCAAGACAGGAUAAAGAAACGUCAAAAGUCAACAUCAAUGUUGGUAAAGAAAAAAAAUCGAGCUUCUUUUAUUGGACCUGCAAUGAAAAGAUGUUUCUGCACUCUGAAAUUACAGAAAACAAAACAUAACAAGCAAAUACAACAGAUUGACCAAGUAACAACUGGAACUGUUACUCCACAUAGUAACGUUGUGGAUUAUAAAAAUGUCAUGCAUACAAAAGGCACAAAAACCAAAAAGGGAAUACAAUAUGCUUUAGAGCCAUACGAAUGUGAACCAAAUGUAUGUGUUCCGGGAGACUGCGACCCUUACGAGUGUUUAAAAAGAAUACAAAUGCGCCAGUUACGAGAAUCAAGCACAUUGACAGAUAAGGCUAAAAUGAAAUCUGCUACGAGCAUUACUUAUAAAUCAAAGUUUCGAUCUAAAGGUGCUUUGGCCAAAAACAAAUAUACGGGGAAAAAAGUUUCGACUAACAUCGAGAGUGUUGCUGGUGAUAUCGGACAAAAACCACAGCGGCAAGCUGUCCGCAUAGGGUCUGCUUUUAGCUUUAAUAUUGAGUUUCAUAAGGACUUGUCGCCAUCUACUACCAUAAAACGAAUUAAUGUGAAAGAAGAAUUUAAAUCGCUUAAAAAGUUGAAACACAGAGGAUCAAGAGCUCAAGAAACUACGAGUAGCCAUCAGAAUACUCAAGUAGCCGCAAUUAACAAAGCUAACAAAGCAGCCGGUAUUCGACCUAUGCUGAAAAGAUGUUUUUGCACUCUAAAAUUGCAAGAAAAUGAUAAAAAACUUAAAACAAAUAUCAAAGCACCAAAGGUUGUUACUGUAAGCAGAGUAACAGUUAAGGAGACGAAAAUAACUGAUAAUAAAACUCUGAAGAUAUUACCAGCAAAGAAACCCAAUCAAGGUUUGAAUUGGGCUGCUGCAAUGUACAAUAUUAAUUCUUCUAGCACUUUUUCAAAAUCCAGUAUUGCAUUUCAAUAUAAAGAUAUGCAAUCAUAUUUCCACAAAAACCCCGUAUCAUCGAAUCUUUUAUCGCCUAAAGCUAUAAAUAAAUCGCCGUGUAACAUGCUCGCUCAUUCAAGCUUUAUUUUACCGAAUCAACGCACGCAAAUUAAUGAGAAUUACGCAUGUUCUGAAAAUUGUUUAUGGAAACGUGCUAACAACCAUGGAAUUUAUUUUAAACGAAUUAAACGGGACAAAAAAUACAUUACUUCUCAGAAAUCAGCAAAUUUUUCGGAACCACAAGGAAAGUAUACCCUCGAUCAGCAAUAUUUGAAAAUUGUUGGAUAUAAUCAGAUAUCAAAUCGUUAUUACAAUACAAUGAAUGUGCAAGUUCGAGAAAGAAAAAGAAGAAAUCUAAAACCAUAUGAGUGUGAACCAGGUGUCUGUGUGCCUGACGAAUGUGAUCCGUAUGAGUGCGAAAAGCUGAUAAGAAAACGACUAAUGAAAAAAGUUGAUAGAAUGUCUGGUACGAAUAUCAGAUCAAAGUCAACUUCCAGUUUUGCGUCCCAACCAUCUACUUAUUCAAAAUCAAAGAAACUUCAGUCAAAGCGUCCUCCACGCGAAAAAGCUAAGAAAGUACCUGCGGGUGGCAUUAGAUAUGAAUCUGCUCCAAAUCGAAAAAACAGACAAGCUGUGAGAGUUGGUUCCAGUUUCAGCUUUAAUGUAGAAUUUUCGAAAGGUCAAUCUUCACCAGCUAAAUAUGUGCCACGCGAAUCAUCGAGACCCUCAAAGGCUCAUAAGCCAACUAAACCUCCCAGAAAGGCAGUAAGAGCAAAAGGCACAAAAGGAUACGGGAUUGAUCGACAUGACCAAGAUUCACAAUCUAUGACUCUGACCGAAAAUAAAGGUUCUGGAAUGAAACCAAUGAUGCAGAGAUGUUUUUGUACUUUAAAAUUACAGAAAAAAGGUAAAAAUCAAAAAAUUAAGAAAGAAAAGCCAGUUCAGCACGCUUUUGAUAGAGGAACAGCAACUCCUCCCAAUACUUUUAACGAGUUUGUGACUUCAAGGACUAUGAUGAACGCAGGUCAGAAUACAGCAAAUCAAAAGCCACACAAGCUAUUGCCCUAUGAAUGUGAGCCGCAAUUUUGUAUUCCUGGAGAAUGUAAUCCUUAUGAAUGCCUAGAAACAAUUAAACAAAGAAACAAAAAAUUAAGAGAUUCUGGGACGGGUGCAAUGCGUUACAGAACAUCGUCAUCCAGUAACACAGGUCAACGUAUGCGCACACAAGCGAGACAAAUACAGUCAAGUCCACGGAGACAUCAGAGAUCUAGGGAAAGCACUGCAACUCGAUCUAGUAAAGUUGUCAACUUUAGUGACAACAAGUCACGACAAGCAGUUCGUGUAGGAUCAAGUUUCAGUUUCAAUGUAGAGUUUUUCAAAGAAAAUGCUCAAUCAGCACCAUCACCAACUAGAGCUGUCCGAGAGUCUAGCCCGUCUUUUGCCGUUGAACGGGCGCCAAAACAAAAAGUUGCUAAACGGAAAGUAAAAGGCGUCGGACUGCAAAAUGAAAGAAAAUACAAACACAGAGAUUCGCAAAUGGGAAAUGUACUAAGUCAAGUGAAGUCAACAAUGACAAGUUCAUUUAUUAAGCGAUGCUUUUGCACAGCAAAACUUCAUGGAAAAGGAAAACCGCCUAGAAAAGAAAAGGCAAAACCUAAGUUGACUUCAGUAGACAGUAGAGGCUCGCAGGCAACGGAAACAAAAUCAUUUCUGAAAAGAUGUUUUUGUGUAUUAAAACUGAAAAAGGGUGGCACGAAUCAGAAAACGCAAAGAGACCAAUAUGCCAAUACUAAUACGAGACUUGUAAAUCAACCAAUUACUGCAGACAAAAACAUAAUUACCACUCGUUAUAAAAAUCGAUUACAUAAUCUUGAACCAUAUGAAUGUGAACCGGGUAUAUGUGUGCCAGGUGAAUGCAAUCCAUAUGAAUGUGAAAAGUUAAUAAAGGCCAGAAACGUAAAAUUAGAUACGAGAGGAGCGUAUACCGGUAGAGCCAGAACUAGAUCUACAUCAUCGAGCUUUAAAUCAUCCAAAACAUCAAAAGCAAGGAGAACUCAAUCAAACUUUGGAUCUCCAAGUACUAUUUCCAGAAUGCAAUCAACCAAAAAUGUCAAAGAAUCUCCUAGCAAAGCAGAACCUCUUCGUCCUUCUUCAAAUAGACAAGUCGUUCGUAUCGGUUCAAAUUUUAGUUUUAACAUUGAAUUUUACAAAGACCGAUCACCUAAUACAGAAGAGGUUCAGGCAGCUGCGAAAGCUAUUAGACAUAAGCCUCCUCGUCCAGAACCAAGAACUAAAACUGCCAAAACUGGUAAACAACGCAAACCAAGGCAUAAAGGCUCAGAUGGUAAUAGUGUAGCCACUUAUGACCGUGAAUCACAAGCUAAUAGAGCCAAGAUGGAAGAUCGUGCAUCAGGAUUUGGCCCUGCAUUAAAACGUUGUUUCUGCACACUAAAAUUACAGAAACGUAAAAUACCAAAAGGUAAGUACAAUACACAAAAAACGGGAACUGCAGCUAUGAAAGAGAUACCUACACUACAAAAUAGAGCAAUUAUGACAACUGGAAGAAAUUAUAAAUUAAAACCAUACGAGUGUGAACCUCAUGUAUGUGUACCUUAUGAAUGUGACCCAUAUGAAUGUGAUAAACUGAUAAAAAAAAGAAAUUUGAAGGAGACUACCAAAGGCGUAAUGACGAAAAGAGGGAAGCCCAUUGGAUAUAAAUUAGAGCCUUACGAAUGUGAACCAAAUUUUUGCAUUCCUGGCCAGUGUGAUCCCUACGAAUGUGAAAAGCGUAUAAAGAUGCGCAACAUGAAACAUAGGACUUCAGGAACUUCGACAAGAAGAUAUAAAGGAAGAUCUAUUUCCAGCGACAUAAGGCCUACUGGUGGAAGAGCUCGAAAAGUUCAAUCUGCAAAGUACCGCGAUCGAAGAAGGUCAAAAUCUGUAUCUUCUAAACCGUUUCGAUCAAAGAAAUCUCUAGAUUCUGCACGACAAUCUGUCAAAAUAGGAUCUGGUUUUAGUUUUGACAUUGAGUUUUACAAAAACAAAUCGUUAAGUAGUAGACCUGAAAUUAGGCCUGUUAAGCAGAGAGUUAAGCGCACAAAAAGCAUCAGUUCCUCAGCAAGACAGCGCAUGGCUAGGACAAGAAAUAAUAAAAUGCAAUAUCGUAAUCCUAUGCGUGACACAGAAUCUCAAAUUUUAGCUCAAAAAAUGCGUGACACUGGCGUGAAUCCAUUUUUAAAGCGAUGCUUUUGUACAUUAAAACUUCAAAAAUCUGGUAAUAUGGUCUCAAGACAUGCAAUUGGCAGAGCUGCACGUGAUAAGAAUGUGUACAUGGCUACAUUAUUGCCGUAUGAAUGCGAACCUGGAGUGUGUGUACCAGGUGAAUGUGACCCCUAUGAAUGUGAGAAAAGAAUCAGAAGAAGGCAGAUGCGAUCACAACGCUCUGGCACAGAGAGGAGUAGUCAGGACUCAUCAACAAGUUCAGGCGCAAAAUACAGAGCUGCAAAAAAUCAAGCAAUGCGGGAUGCCCAAGCACAAAAACGUCAAAAGGCCACUUAUGCCAAAAGAGAGUACAAAGAAACACGAAGACCUACGCUAAGUAGCCAAAGUUCAUCAAGGCAAGCAAUUAAAAUAGGUUCAAGUUUUAAAUUCGAUGUUGAAUUUUAUAAAGAUAACUCAGCAAAAGUAGACGAGCGGCCACGUACUUACAGGCAACCAGAAAAAAGGAUGGACAAUGCUAAAAUCAAACCGAUGAAAACUCAUACAAGAAGCCGAAGUGUGACCAGUAGUGAUAUUAGACGUCAGAAUUAUAAAAUGCAGACAAGAGGUUCAAAAACGGAAUCCAAAAGUACUGGUUUCGGGCCUUUGUUAAAAAGGUGUUUUUGCACUUUAGCAUUACACAAGCAAAAGAGUCCUCCUACUUCAAAAACUAAAGCGACGUAUAGAAAUGAUGAUCUAUCAGAUUUGUAUCAGUUUAGUAGAAACGUAGGAGUGGGAACAAAACAGAAAUUUCACAAGCUAAAACCAUAUGAAUGUGAACCUAAUGUGUGUAUCCCUGGUCAAUGCGAUCCUUAUGAAUGCUACGAGAGAAUUAAACGCAGAUUAAAAGAUUCAGGCACAGAGACGCCGAGACCUAGAAAGAGGUACGCUUCAAGUUUAACAUCAAAACAAGCCAAAUAUAAAUCAGCAAAUACUCAGGCAAUGAAAGAUAGACACCGGAGAGAGAGACCCACUAUGACAUCAACAAUGAGAGAGUGCAGAAGAAAGCAAUGUGCUCCACGAUGUUCAGGUAUCUCGGGUGAUACUAAUAGGCAAGCCGUUAAAAUUGGAUCUAACUUUAGCUUUUCCUUGGAAUUCUACAAGGAACGACCAAAUACAAUUAAAAUCCCAAAAUCUGUAUACAAAAUAAAGGGUUUAGAUGAAAAGCCAAAAAAAUACAAAACCAAUAAAACUAGUCCUUCUCAAAAAACAUUUUCGAGCAGAAAAUCACAUGCUGGCAAAGGAUCAUACAACCAAAAAUGUCAAGCAGACUGUGUUAAGAAUAAGUCCAGAGGUACUACUAUGGGGGCUUUUAUAAAAAGGUGCUUUUGUACUCUCAAUUUACAUAAAAAUGCAGCACAAAGAGGAAACACCGAAAGUAGGAGAAAAAUAAAACAACCGAAAGUCAAAAGGCCACCAGAUUCUACAAGACAAGCCAUGGCUCAAACUAAAGAAAAAUACACCGCCCACAAAACCUUACCCUAUAAACUGAAACCAUAUGAAUGUGAACCUAAUAUUUGUGUUCCUGGCGAAUGCGAUCCAUAUGAAUGCUUAGAAAGAAUAAAGCGAAGAAAUAUAAGACGCCAUUCCCGCAGGACUGGUACACACAUGAGAUCUUCCCAAGUAUCAGUUUCUAGCAUGGCUUCAAGAAUUCCUCGCUCAUCAAGACGCGUUCAGUCAGGUAUGAAGAGAACGCGUAUGGUAUCGCAUCCGCAGCAAGUGCCUCGAGUGGUCGAACAACCAAGAUUUGCAAACAUGUUCGAUUCUAACAGAACAGGUGUAAAAGUUGGUUCCAAUCUUAGCUUCAACAUUGAGUUUUAUAAAGACAAAACACAAGCCCCAACCGUCGAUACCCAAGAACGUUACGAAGACUAUAGACCUAAAGAACCUAAAUUAAGACGUAUGCCAAGAAGGUCAACCUUUUCAGAAUCUAGACCUAAAGGAAUACAUAAAGGUAUAGGUGACAAAGCUUGUGAUCGACGAACCUGUGAUACGCAAGCUGAAAUGAUUAUGAAAAAUAAAGCUGCUGGAGUGAAUAACAUGCUUAAAAGGUGCUUCUGCACACUAAAGCUCCAGAAAAAUGCAAUGAAAGGUCCUAAGGUUUAUACCGUGAAUAGAGUAGCCAUUGAAGAAGAUUACAGAAUGGGUUACAAGCGCGCUCAAGGAAUGACAAAAAAACCAUCUAAUCCAUUGCUAAAACCAUUACACACAAAUAAUGAUAACACAGGUAAUUUGUUCAAACGCAAACGAGAAACAUAUGACAGAAAUCAAAAGUUUCGUGCCAAGGAACAAUAUCAUAACACACAUCCAUUUAUAGACUCAAAAGAAAUGAAAACUCUUUAUCCAUACAUCCCUAAUAAGUUUAACAAAAAUAUAAGUAAAACUAUUCUGCUGCGUACUGCAGAAGAAUAUAAAAAUAAUACUGCUAAGAAAUCAAAUAUAUUUAAUCAAAAAGUUCAAUUUGCGUCAAGAGAAAGAAGACCGAAUAUUUCAGCCAAAAACGAUAAAGCAAACGAAAAUGAUGAUAAAAAAUCUGUUUUAAAAAGUCUCUUUUCACGACUAUUUUCAAACAAAAAGUUUAAAGAAAAGCAGAUAGAAAGUAAAAUUGUCACAACGAAACAUAAUGCAAACAAGCAUUUAUUGAAACCAGACGUUUUGAAAUCUUCUAAAAGUGAUCGUCGACCAACAAUUGUUAAAGCAAUGACAACACCGAAGAAAACAACGAGUUUAAAACUGACCAAGAUGUCGGAAAAGAUGAGAACACCUAAAGAUGAAAUAAACAUGUGUCUAAGGCAUAAAAAGUUCUCCCACUACCAAUCAGGUGACACUGCUCAAUUAUCUGCAACAGCAAAUAAACGACUCGUACCAGGGUCGCUUUAUCCAAAUGGUGACAAAUUAUACUCUUCAAAUUUUCAAGCGACAUCAAACCAUAAACCUUAUAUUCGGUCGCCAUACGAAACCGACAAAAUAAUACAAAUGGCAUUAAUACAACCAUCUAAAAGUAAUAAAAUAAACAAAAAGAAGGUGAACACUACAACGAAUACUCAAGUGAAAAAGACUCGAACAAAAGGUGUUGAUACAUGUUGCGACAAUCCUAAUACUAAUAAUGAUGGUAUAUUGUCAAAGUGUUUGUGUUUCAUAAAUAAAGUCAAGAGUAAAAAAAAUAUGAAGACUAAAAUUCAGAAUGGAACUUCAGAGACAGGUGAUAAGAAAAAGAAAUUUAAAGGUCCUAAUGUAGUAUCAGAUAUUUGUCCUUGUCCCAAUAAAAAAGAUAAAAUGUCGUCAGGCGACAAAAAAAAUGCUGAAAGAUGUCUCUGUAAGGCAUCUAAUAAACACAAAGGUAAAAAAGAAGUGGAGAUUAAUGAAGUUGCAGGGACAGGUAAAAAACAAAAGAAGAAAUCGGCUUCACCGGCAGGCGAUGCACCCGAAAUGACCAAAGAUAAAAAAGGAAUCCUUAAAAACAAGAAAACCAAAUCAGGUAAUUUAUCCAAUGACAUAAGUAUCGGCGCUAAUAUAACAUGUUCCCAUGCUGAACCAUGCCCUUGUUGUAAAAGCAAGAAAGGUCAACACAAAAAAGAUAAAAUAAAACCUGGAACUACGGAUGGGGAGGUUAAAACCAAAAAAGGUAAAUUAAAACCAGGAACAAAGGGUGGGGAGGGUAAAAGUAAAUCUAUGAAAUAUGUAAGCAGCAGAAAACAUCUAAUGAAAUCAAAGCUAGGAAAAAAACCGUACGGCGCAAAAAUUACAAUAAAAGCAAAAGGAGAUCCAAGCAAUCGUGGGAAAACGGACAUAAGUGGAUCUGGUACACCGAAAAUGGAUGGCCCUUGUAUUUGUGGAAUGAAAGUUUGUGAUAGAGAGUCAAAAAAGAUGGAAGUAUUUAAAAAGAAAGAAAUUUUGAGUAAAACCCCAAGACCUUGCAUUUGUGGUAGUGAUAUUUGUGCUCUAGAAUGGAGAAAGAGAGAGGAAAAAAGGGAGAGAAAAAUAUCAAAGGCCAAAAAAUUCAUUUGCGAGUGUGGAGAAGAAUUAGAGAAACAAAAAAAUUUGUCCAAAGAGAAAAAAGAAGCUGAAAAGAGAAAGAUGUUGGAAGAACAGGCUCUUUUAAAGAAAUAUAAACAAGAAGACAAAAAGCGGAAGGAAGAAAGAUUAAAAGCUGAAAAACUAGCUGAAAAGCAAGCACAGAGAUACAAAAAAACAGCUGACGGUGUACUUGCAGCUGAGUCAUGUUUAGAUAUACUUAAACUAGCUCUCACGACUGGAGGCGAUGUGGCGCGUUGUUCUUCAAGGGCUCUUAUGAAUCCUCGUAUGACUUACCACAAUCUACAAGAACUCGCAAAGAAUCCAAGUCGUGGAUUUGCUGCCAUGGGCGACGCGGUGAGUGGCAGUGGCGUAUUCUCUACUUGCAAAAGAGUGAGGCAGAGGUGUUGUGCUAUGAGAGCAAUGCGAAAACUGAGGAAAAAAAUGGAAAGCAAUCCAGUGACGUACUUUAUGUUGCACGCUGCUGACUCAGAUCCAAAGAAACGACUUACUUUCAAGAAAAAGAAAAAAAUGAAGCGCAGAAGAGAACCCAUUGAUUUUGAAUGCAGUUUGUUUAUGGCUUCCUUGAGGAGGAGGCCCUGCCUGGCUGUUUAUUACACCUGCCCGUGGUUCUACCCUCACUGCCUUAGCAUGCUGACGCUGUGGAAGCAAUUCACCGAUGUCAUGCUAUUCCUGAUUGCGGUCACCGUCUGGAGUCCUUGCAUCGUAGGGAUGGAGAUAUGCAGGGCUUUCGUGUGCUGCUUUUUCUGUACUGGUUAAAUGUUGCUUUAAAUAAAGUA
This is a messenger RNA of Ostrinia nubilalis (European corn borer), 12250 nucleotides long. RefSeq lists its product as uncharacterized. The transcript has 2 exons. Bases 285 to 12230 code for a protein of 3981 amino acids. The record is from RefSeq and is a predicted model, not a curated record. NCBI's taxonomy places the organism in Eukaryota, Metazoa, Arthropoda, Insecta, Lepidoptera, Crambidae.